AUGUUUCUAUAUAAACGGGGCCUCCAUCACUUAAAUGUCAUUAUCAAGCACAAGUUGGAAGCUGAAAAGACAUCUGCUGCUUGUAUUAUUUACCAACAACGUCAAGUGUUAUUCAUAGCAGCUAAGAAUAAGAUAUUUUACAAUGUAUUACUACCAAACAGUUUUGUACUUUUCAGUAAUCUGCUUGCUGUCAUUGCAGACAGUGGUUCAGAGUUUACCAGCAAAACAAUGUGUCGGUAAAGCAGCGAACAUCAUGUUUGUACUAGAUUCUUCUAGUAGUAUAUGGAUUGUCGAUUAUAAAAAACAACUGAAAUAUGUGCAAAGACUUGUAGACAACUUUAACGUCGGUGUAGGUAAAUCUCAAGUUAGCGUUGGAGCCAUUACGUUCAGUGAUAGAGCUCAUCUCGAGUUUUCUCUUGAUCAAUAUACAGACAGCCAACAAGUGAGAAAAGCAAUAGAUAACAUUCCUUACAGAACUGGUCAAACUAACACAGCGGAAGCAUUGCAAGUUUUGAGAUCAGAACUGAAACCGAAACUACAGUCAUCUUCAUCUCCUUUCAUUGCAAUUGUUAUCACUGAUGGUAAAUCACGUGAUACGAAAGCCACAAAAAAAGAGGCCAAGUUACUUCAUAAACUUGGAGUCCACGUUUAUGCUAUUGGUGUUGGAAGUAAUUACGAUUUGGAAGAAUUGAAAGCUAUUGCAAGUGAUCCCGUCAACAAUGUGUAUCAAGUGACCAGUUAUUCAGCAUUGCAGGAAAUAAAUAAAGAUUUUGGAGUAAAACCCUGUGAAGAUAUCACAACUCCAUCAACAACUACACAAACCACCACAACCACAGAACUUUCUACAAUAACUACUCGAGAUUCCACAACCACGAGACCAACCACAACAACAUUAAAAUCAACAACUUUAUUUCAUUUGCCCAAAAUUACCAAAGAAAGGCCAAAAACCAUAACCGGCAAGCCAAUGGAAAUUCCUCAACGAGAUCAAACUUCAUCUAUUGUAUUUGGAUAUGACCUAAUCUCUAUGGGAAGCUACAGAGCCAACAUGAUUACACAGUUUAUCAAUGCUAUGCUGCCGUACACUGGAUAUGGAAAUUUCAGAGUUGUGUCGUUUGCCCACUGUCCGGUUACCUUCAAUGUUCCUGUGACUUCAUUAAUCGGCAAAUCCUACUUGGAAACAAGAAACAGCGUUAAUAUAGAAGUUCCCGGAUUAGCGAAUGUUAUACGUGAGAUGAGAAAAGGAAAGGAAGUAAAUGAUAAUCCGAUUAUUUCGAAAAAGAACACAGCUGUUUUGUUUGUCGAUCCUUCAGUAACUGCGAUUACACAAGAAGUAUUAGAAGAAAGUGAAAAGCUUAAGAAUGAAGGCAGUAAAGUAUUCUUAGUGAAUGUAGGUGGUAAUAUUUGGCCACAACCUCAAUUACUGCAUUCACUUAGCAGCCAACCUUAUAACAACUACAUUUACAAUGCCCCAUCUUACAAUCAAUUAUUAUACAAAGCUCACAAUACGCCUUUCAAAUUCAGAGCUAUGUGCAAGGGGUACCGUAACAGUAAUUAAGAUUGGUUUCUGUUUAAUUUAUUUCUUUUUAUUCAUGUGCUGACCAUCUUCCAUCUGACUGCGGGACAGUCAGACAUUUAUGUUAUGUUUUUGGCGUUUUCAUCAUUAUCUGUGCAGUUUAUACUGCGCAAAUGAUGAUAAAAUUAGUUACCCAAGCACCUGUGAAUAUAUACCUAAGGACACAUACAUUCACGCAUACCCUUGCCACAGAACUACAAUUCCUUAAUAACAAAAACGAACAUUCCAUUUUAGAUGUUAUAAAUAAAUAUUAUUAUUACAACUUA
This is a messenger RNA of Octopus sinensis (East Asian common octopus), 1839 nucleotides long. Its product is annotated as collagen alpha-1(XII) chain-like. Bases 143 to 1555 code for a protein of 470 amino acids. NCBI's taxonomy places the organism in Eukaryota, Metazoa, Mollusca, Cephalopoda, Octopoda, Octopodidae. The transcript is spliced from 5 exons. The record is from RefSeq and is a predicted model, not a curated record.